ACAAAUGCUGCUUAAAAUUUUUUCCAAAACAUAUGGGACACACCCAAGAUGUUGGAAGAACAUUUCUGCAUGGGAACGAGAGGGCAGAGUUGGCAGGACGGCUGUCACAGGGUGUUCCUGUUGGACGAGUCUUACAAGAUGUCCGAAGUGCACCAAUCGCUGCAAGUGUGGAGAGAAUCCAUCUCCUUGAGAAAAAAGAUUUGCAUAAUAUAAAAAGGGAUUUUGAUAUUGGUUAUGCAACGAAGAAGCAUGAAAAUGAUGCAGUGAGUGUGAAAUUGUGGGUUGAAGAAAUGAAGAGACAAAGUGACAACCCAGUACUGUAUUUCAAGCAGCAGAAACAAGUGGAUCCUAAUUUUCAAGAUGAAGACUUCAUUCUUAUUAUAAUGACAGACUUUCAGGCCGAACAACUUCUAAAGUAUGGAGAAGAUAAAAUAUGUGUGGAUGGCACUCAUGGCAUGACUGCAUACGAUUUUCAACUUUUUACUAUUGUCGUUGUUGAUAGAUAUGGUGCUGGAAUGCCAGUUGCAUUUUGUUUUUCAAAUAGGGGAGACAUGUGCUUACUGUCUUUUUAUUUCAAAUGUGUGAGAGAAAGGGUGGGCACUGUAAAGACCAAUGUGUUUAUGUCUGACGAUGCACCAGCAUUUUAUAAUGCAUGGUCAGCAGUAAUGGGACCUGUGCCAAACCAGUUGCUGUGUUCUUGGCAUAUACAACGGAACUGGUCUCAGAAUUUAAGGAGAAUUUCUGGGGGGUAG
This is a messenger RNA of Schistocerca serialis cubense, 752 nucleotides long. RefSeq lists its product as uncharacterized. The record is from RefSeq and is a predicted model, not a curated record. Lineage: Eukaryota; Metazoa; Arthropoda; Insecta; Orthoptera; Acrididae. The transcript has 2 exons. Bases 33 to 752 code for a protein of 239 amino acids.